Messenger RNA from Beauveria bassiana ARSEF 2860, 354 nucleotides. RefSeq lists its product as uncharacterized. Gene Ontology annotation, cellular component: Cbp3p-Cbp6 complex; mitochondrion. Gene Ontology annotation, biological process: mitochondrial respiratory chain complex III assembly. Gene Ontology annotation, molecular function: ribosome binding. The transcript has 3 exons. The record is from RefSeq and is a predicted model, not a curated record. Bases 1 to 354 code for a protein of 117 amino acids. NCBI's taxonomy places the organism in Eukaryota, Fungi, Ascomycota, Sordariomycetes, Hypocreales, Cordycipitaceae.
AUGGCCACACGAUCACUUGCUCGCCGCAUCUACGCGGAAACCUUUGCGAAAUGGCCCAAGCAGGACCUGCGGCCCGACUAUCAACUCCAGGACGUGCUCGGCAAGACUGUGGAAGCGCGCUUCCAAAAUUACACGCCGGCGAUGGAGCGGGAAGAGAUUCUUAAAGCGAGAGCGCUGCAGUUUCUCCUACAAGACAGGUUCAAGGACCGGUACAAGCUGAAAGGACCGAUGCUGCAGCCCAAGAGCCAACCAACCUACUUUGACGACUUGGUGCGCGAGAUCGAAGAGGCACCGAACCGCUCUUGGUUCGGUCGACUCGGCAAGCGACUCUCCGGCAUGAUUCGGCUGCAAUAA